UCUAACAUUAACUCUUACUCUGAUGUGAAUUCAGCCGCUGGUACCAUUAUAAUCAUUGUCAGUCAAAUUUAUUUAGAUAAUGGGUUUACUGUAAAACAAACACAAUAUUUUACUGUACGUAGAGUACAAAUUUGCCAAAAACGGAAGUAUAGCGAUAAAAAAUCGUAUUUUGAGAGCAAGUAGUGCGCAAGCACACCCUAGCCGCAGUCGUGAUUCACGAACAGGAGUACACGAUAAUGGAGCUGAAGGACGACGAUGACAACGAAACGGGCCGGCAACUCUUUCUGGUGGGCUCGCCCCGGGAUCCUUUGGUUUCGGCUGGCUCGAUCGUCGAAAACAGCGCAACCGGCAACGGCAACAACGGCCACACUGGCGGCGAAGAUAUGAAUCCCGGCGGCGAUCUGCAGUCGAGUGCCCUCGUCGGCCUAAUGGGUGCGCAAUCCUCGUCGGUUUGCUUUCCUGCUAAAUUCACAUAUGACUUUACAUCCACGAGUCCUGGAAGCGAAGAGCGACCUCCAACUGGAGCUAUUGGCAAACGAAAGCAGCGCAGGUAUCGCACGACCUUCACUAACUUUCAGCUGGAGGAGCUUGAGAGAGCUUUUCAAAAAACCCACUAUCCGGAUGUCUUUUUUCGGGAAGAGCUGGCGUUGAGAAUACAGCUGACUGAAGCUAGAGUACAAGUUUGGUUUCAAAACAGAAGAGCCAAAUGGCGAAAGCAAGAGAAGCAAUGCAAAAAUACUUCUCAAAUGACAUCUCAUCUUACGACGGAUUGUCACGAUGUACAUCAGCACCAGCACCAGCACCAACAACCGCAGCAGGCUCAACCGGACCAUAUUCUGCUGGAACCACCUCUUGGGAGUCCACCCCCGAUAUAUCUUGGCAUGGAGUGGGCGGGAUUUUCGCCUUAUAGCACCACAAACACACCUUCGCCGCUCAUUAUUAAUGGAGUGAAUAAGCCUCCGGAAUCUGACGACAAUUCUUUGCUGGACCCAGAAUUGCUUCAAUUGAAGACACCGCGAUCGCAAUGGAAAUUGUGAAAUAAUUGUCUUCUUAUUCUAGUGAUUUUUUUAUGCACUGGAUUUUUGCAGAUUUCACUGAAACUUAAAUUCUCUUACAAAAAGUGCAACUGUUACAC
Messenger RNA from Copidosoma floridanum, 1135 nucleotides. RefSeq lists its product as uncharacterized. NCBI's taxonomy places the organism in Eukaryota, Metazoa, Arthropoda, Insecta, Hymenoptera, Encyrtidae. Gene Ontology annotation, biological process: regulation of transcription by RNA polymerase II. The record is from RefSeq and is a predicted model, not a curated record. Gene Ontology annotation, molecular function: RNA polymerase II transcription regulatory region sequence-specific DNA binding; DNA-binding transcription factor activity, RNA polymerase II-specific.